AUGCUGAUGCACGGCCCGAAUGUGCUGGGCAUGGUCGCCCUGGCUUCGCUACUACUUCCGACCGUCGUGUUCGCCGAUCAACCAGCCGCUGAGGACUGCAUCGGCACGAUCACCAAAGAAUCCGACGUUACUGGCGCCCUCAAAUGCAAGGAUAUUCGCCUCGGUAGCUUGACCAUCACGUCAGGAAAGGUGCUCGCGCUGGAUGUGCGCCCAGGCGCGAAGGUCACAAUGUGUACGGAGAGCCCUUUGACCGCUGAUCGAUUGAUCCACGCCCAUGACACGAAGACUGAUCGCUUUGCCCUACGUUCCCCAAUGCGUGUGUGGGGGGGAUAACACGUUUCUGGACCCGAAAUAUAGAUGGUGAUAUUCUAUUCGACAACUACAAAGGACAAAAGGGGGCCAUGAUGUACAGUAAGUCGCAAAAAAGUGUCUCCUAUCGCCCAGCAGUUAACAAGUUAACAUGCUCCUGACUUGAAAUACAUUCUUCGUGACCAUCUCACCAACCUAGUCAAAGGUCAGGGGAUCACGGUCCAGGGCAACAAUCAUAAAAUCUUGGCCAAUGGUCAAAAGCACUGGUGAGUUCGUCCCGCGACAUCGGUGUAAGCAACGGGGCCGACCAGAGCAGCACCGCUCAUCAUGCUCUUGACGUUUGUGUCCAGGCCCAAAACCGUGAGCUCCUAAACAGGCUGUUUGGAAAGUAAUUUUGGAUUGAUCAGGAUUAUCCGCACAAUGCUUGUGUCCUUCCCUAGACCGGAAAAAGUCAGUUGAGGUUUUUGGACUCGCUACGACGGCAGUCUGCUGACCGUAGUUGGUGAUCCCAUAUCCGAGCAGUCCCUUACGACGUACCAACGCCAGUGAUGUUAUUCUUGGCUAGCGGAAGCGUUCAAAACCUCGCCGUCGUCAACUCACCUCGUCAAGCCAUUUCUAUCAACAACCCAGGCCCCCUCACCGUUUCCAAUGUCAACGUCGACAAUUCUGCCGGCGAAGGUCGCGCGGUGAAGUAAGUGUUAGAGGCGAAGGUCACAUCCUCAACCACGUCGACGGUGCCAGCGCUCGACUGUGACUUUGAGUUACCUACUGAUGUGUUGAUUAUCUUGCAGUACCGAUGGGAUGGAUAUUAGGGCCAACGGUCCUCUCGAAGUUACUGGAUGCACCUUCACUUGUCAAGAUGUGAGCACCCGCCAAGUGCACUGAACUGACUUGCCGUUCGACAGCAGCGCUGAGACUUCAUGAUCUGCUCGCCCUCCAGGAUUCCAUCGCCAUUAGUGGGGGUGACCAAAUCAACAUCAAUCAUAACAUAUGCAUCGGGGGUCACGGCAUUUCCAUCGGAUCUGUUCGAGAGUAAGUCAGCUUGGCGAGGGGCUUGGGACCUCCGAGCUUCCUCGGCCGACCCCAGUGGUUGAUUUCCCGGGCUAUCGUCAAUGAUGUGGUCUAUUCAGUGGGGACAAGAUCACCAACACGCGCAUUGCUUUCAACACCCUCCACCAAUCGGUGAACGGCCUGAGGAUCAAGACCAUGAAGGACGCUCAGAAUGCGCUCGUCGAUGGCGUCACAUACGAGGGCAAUAAGGUAGGUCGCCCUCAGAGGCUGCGCAUGAACUAGUGUUAUUCUGAUGAUUUCCGAUUGCUCGUGAUGCAGGGAACGGGUAUCAAACGUUUUGGCUUCGUACUGCAACAGAGUGAGUUGAUCAUGUGAACGUUUGCUUGACCGCGUCGGGCAGAAAUUCACCGGCACAUCUGCCACGCCCCAAAUUCAGACUACACCAACGACAACGGCCAAGGGCAGGCUCCUACCAGCGGUGUUGUGGUCAAAAACGUGUACUUCGCCGACGGUAAUCAAUUCACCCUGGAUCAAGCUGCAAUCAGUAUGGUGGCGGUGUGCGGCCAGCAUUGCCCCACCAAUCAGAUGGGUCUGGACAGGAUCAAAUUCAUAGGAGGGCGGCAAUCCGAAGCGUAUGGUUACAUACCUGUAAGCAACCCCAGUCGUUGUACUUGAUUACGUAUUGAGAAAAUGGACGGUACCUAAUUAUUCUUCUGUCUUGCUUUUUGCUGACUGCCCAUAGGAGUCCAUGCAAGCCGAGUUGAGCUUGAUCCAACGCGUGACGCCGCAGACGAAGUCUACCCCUGCAUGGAGCCCCGCGCAGGGCCAAACGGGUUCCCAGCAAACCAAGCCGAGUGGCGGCGCCCAGAGUGCUGGCACCAAGAAGUCGGGUCAAAGUGGCUCCCACUCUUCCUCUUCCUCUUCCUCUCAUCAGCACUCUGCCUCUUCCGCCUCCUCUCAUCAGCAUCGGCAUCAUGGUCCCGGUCAUUCCGGCAUUUCAGGCGCCCCCUCACUUGCCGCUGUUCAACAGCAGCAAGGCAUCAAGAGGCAGCGCAAGGUCAACCACCACCAUCGCAAACAUCACCACGGCCACCCGUCUCACCGAGAGUGA
Microbotryum saponariae is the source of this 2431-nucleotide messenger RNA. NCBI's taxonomy places the organism in Eukaryota, Fungi, Basidiomycota, Microbotryomycetes, Microbotryales, Microbotryaceae. The record is from the annotation of a GenBank genome assembly.